AACAUUUUUCAUAAUGUGUUAAUGUAUUUAGUGCAGUUAUAAAAUUAAAUCUGCACUAAAGCGUCUAAAGCAAUUGAUUACUUUUUGUUUGAUUUUUACUUAUUUCUGAAAUGUUUUGCUAUCAAAUUAAAAAGUUUUCUUGAUUUUAAGUUGUAAAAACUAUUUAAAUAAAAUUAUAUAAUUACCAAAAAGUAACAACAAAAUAUGAAAUUGGCCACAUAAACUCAAAAGAAUAUAUUAAUUAGUUCUAUGAAUUCACAAGACUUAAAUAUUGUAUAAGCGUUUGUGCUUAAUAUGUCAUAUGGUGGAAGCAGUGGACAAGAAAGUGAUAAAAAUGGGUUUUCAUAUAUGGACAACAUUCCUGUUAAGAUUAUUGAAAAAUAUAAGCCUCCAAAAAAGAUAGCAUUACCUGGUGUGUUACAACAUAAACCUACAUCUAACGCAUUAAAAACCCAGUAUGAUUUUAAUUUGGAAAAAAAUGUACUUGAGAAAAUGGCAAUAUGGAGUAAAAUACGAGAAGAAGCUAAAACUAGACGCCAUUUACAGGCUGCUGAGUUCAAAACACAAGAUUAUUUAGAUUUAGAUAAGUUAACACUGUUAAAUCCAGCACAACCGCAAAAUACUCAAGUUUUACAACCAAUACCUGCUCAACAAAUGAACUUAAAAAUGUCUUCAUAUGACACCAUGCUCACUAAAAAUAUAAAUAUAUCAGAUUUUGAGUCCGAUACAUCCAGUCCAUUUGACAACAUGGAAUUAAAAACUAUUAAUGAUUUGGAAGAAUUAGCUUCUGUCUUAAAACCAACAUCAGUCUAUAAUAAUACCAAUAUUAAAAAUGUUCAACCAUCUGAUAUAAAUGUUUCUCAAUAUUAUCCAAAACCUAUUUACAAUAAUUAUUCAGAACAUUUUAAUAGCAAUGAAUUUUUACAUAAUCCUAAUAUAAAAACUAAUCAGACUAUUAGUUCUAUUCCUAAGUCCAAUUCAAAUGUUAUUGGUGAUAAAAAUAGUGUAGCAACUUUGCCACCCGUUACUAUGCCAAAUAUUUUAUUACAAUUGGAGGCUGAUUUAAAUACUUUAAAGUAUAAUGAUGAAUCACCAAAUGAUCCACAAAAAUCUGUACCUCACAUUACAACAAAUGGGUCUAAAUCACCUACAUGCUCAUUUCCUAAUCCAUACAGAUCACUUUCUCCAACUAGCCAAUGUCUAGCAGAUCAAAUGCAUCAAAUGGGUUUUCCUUUAUCGCGUGCUGCACGAGCAUGCAAACUAUUUGGUAAAGAUGAAUCUAAGGUGAUAGAGUUUUUAAUUCAAGUACAUUCCAUUGAGGAGACUAGCGGAUAUACUGCUGAUCGUGUAGAACAAGCACUGGUGGUUAAUAAUUUUAAUGCUGAUCAUGCAAUCACUUUUCUUAAAAAUGUUGAUAGGCUUAUUGAUUUUGGAUUUCGAGAAGAAAAUAUAUGCAGUGCACUAGUGAAAUGCAAUAAUGAUCCUGAUAAAGCGCUUGAUAGUCUUGUGUCUUAUUAACUCAUUUGUGCACAAGAAUAUAUUAAUCUAUAAGAUAACGAUGUACUGUUCAGAAUUAUUAUUGACAGCCAAACAGGUGUAUUAGAUUUAUUGUGAUAUAUAUACAUUAUACACGUAUUACAAAAAUUGAAACAUUAUAUUUUAAAAUGGUAUACAUGUAUAAUUAUUAUAAUAUCUUUAUUUCAUGUAAAAUUGCUUUACACUGCUUUAUGUUCCCUACUUAUAUUCUGUUAUAAA
Molecule: messenger RNA, 1755 nt
Organism: Rhopalosiphum maidis (corn leaf aphid)
Lineage: Eukaryota; Metazoa; Arthropoda; Insecta; Hemiptera; Aphididae
Product: ubiquitin-associated protein 1-like
Exons: 6
Coding region: 295-1518 (407 amino acids)
Biological process (GO): ubiquitin-dependent protein catabolic process via the multivesicular body sorting pathway
Cellular component (GO): ESCRT I complex
Molecular function (GO): ubiquitin binding
Source: RefSeq, a predicted model, not a curated record